Messenger RNA from Nerophis lumbriciformis (worm pipefish), 1471 nucleotides. It is a transcript of the gene osr2, whose product is annotated as odd-skipped related transciption factor 2. Lineage: Eukaryota; Metazoa; Chordata; Actinopteri; Syngnathiformes; Syngnathidae. Gene Ontology annotation, molecular function: DNA-binding transcription factor activity, RNA polymerase II-specific; RNA polymerase II transcription regulatory region sequence-specific DNA binding. Gene Ontology annotation, biological process: regulation of transcription by RNA polymerase II; urogenital system development; embryo development. The record is from RefSeq and is a predicted model, not a curated record. Gene Ontology annotation, cellular component: nucleus.
UAAAAAGUGAAGAACCGGUGCGCAUUACGCACACUUGCAGACACACAAACACGCACACGCACACAGCCUAUCCUCCAGACCCCGCCUGGUCUCUGCACACACUUGCGAGGCUCUGCGCUCGGCUUGCAUGGCUCUGAGUGUUUCAUGGACUUGGAACUUGGAGAAGUUGUAGUGGAUUACCGGCACUAACCCGCAGGAUCCACGCCACCGUUCACCCGGGGACUGUCGAAGUCGCGAUGGGGAGCAAGGCUUUGCACGCUCCGAUCCCCCUGCACCCUCCCCUGCAGCUCACCAACUACUCCUUCCUGCAGGCCGUCAACACCUUCCCGGCCGAGCAGCUGCAGGGUCUGUACGGCCUGAGCGCGGUGCACACCAUGCACAUGAACCACUGGACCCUGGGCUACCCGCACAUCCAGGGACUCCGAUCGACCAUCACAGAAAUGGCAGCCGCCCAGGGCCUGAUGGACCCCCGGCUCCCGUUCCCGGCGUUGCCCUUCACCACCGCCGCCGCGCAGCUCUUCCACCCAAAACAAGCCUCCAUUACGCACGGCGCGCCCUCGCUGCUGCUGCACAAGGACAGGCCGAGGUUCGAUUUCGCCAACCUGGCCUUGGCCGCCACGCAGGAGGACCCUCCGAAGGUCGCGGAUUUGGCCAAACUGGCGUCGGGACUAGGGGGGACGUGCAUAGCCGAGCUGAACAAGCUGUCCCCGGACAGGAAACCCACCCGGGGUCGGCUCCCGUCCAAGACCAAAAAGGAAUUUAUUUGCAAGUUCUGCGGCAGACAUUUCACCAAAUCCUACAACCUCCUCAUCCACGAAAGGACGCACACGGACGAGCGGCCGUACACGUGUGACAUUUGCCACAAGGCCUUCCGGAGGCAAGACCACCUCCGAGACCACAGGUACAUCCACUCCAAGGAAAAACCCUUCAAAUGUCAAGAAUGCGGGAAAGGAUUCUGCCAGUCCCGGACUCUAGCAGUGCAUAAAACCUUACACAUGCAGGAGUCUCCCCACAAAUGCCCCACAUGCGGAAGAACCUUUAAUCAAAGAAGUAACCUGAAAACUCACCUUCUCACCCAUACAGACAUCAAGCCCUACAGCUGUGGCCGCUGCGGAAAGGUGUUUCGGCGCAACUGUGACUUGCGACGGCACAGUUUGACGCACAGCCCGCAUCGGGACUACUAAAAAAAAAAAAAAAAAAAAAAAAAAAAAGGCCCCCUGCAUGGAAAGAUGUGAUGAAUACAUCACGGAACGACAAAAAAAAAGACAACAAUUGGACAAAAUGGACAAAAGGCGGGAAGAGGAGUGCACGUGGAUUGGGACUUGAUUGCAACGCCUGUAAAUAUAUAUUAUAUAGGGGGGGGGGGACUUGUACAUAAAUAAACUAGUUGUUUUUUUUCUGGCAUUCAAAGUUGUUAUGAAAAAAAAGUUUGUUAAAUUGCAUUUUAGAAAUAAAUAUUUCAUUAUAAGCA